Molecule: messenger RNA, 3663 nt
Organism: Medioppia subpectinata
Lineage: Eukaryota; Metazoa; Arthropoda; Arachnida; Sarcoptiformes; Oppiidae
Source: the annotation of a GenBank genome assembly
GUUUAUGUGUUUUGUUAUAAGAAAUUGAAUGCAAAUCACAAUUGAAUUCUUAUUACAAUUGUUUUGAAUCGAGUGUUGAAUCCAACGAAUGAGUGAUUGUUUGGCAAUAAUUGGUUCCCAUUUGCGAUCAUUUGACCACUAGUUGUGCCAAUACUCACACACUGUGUGAUUGUGUGUCCAUUCAAGGCAUAGAUUAUGGCAACGGAUUGAGUGAUAAUUAGACGGCUGUUGUGGUUGAAUGAGAUGUGGAAGUGAUGUCUACAGAGUUAAUGAGUUACGGCUAAAGAGAGACAUAAAGCGAUCACAACAUCACUCAUCACUACAUCACUCAUGAAUUGACGUUUGGUUUCGAUCGCAAACUUAUUGACCGAUCGUUUGGUUUCCGCCAUUGAAUUGACAUUUGAUUUACUUAAGCACUUGAGUUUGGUUGACACGAUUCAGUGAUAAUAUCGACCAUCAGUGGCAAUGCCGGCCUUCUUUCUGGACACGCCAGACAUUCUUCCGCUGCCGAGUCUUCAGGCGUACACAACGAUCAGCGCUCUGUUGUUGUCUUGCAGUAUAUAUUAUGCAUUUCAAGUCACUUCAGAGCCCGACUGGAAACUGAACGCCACUCUAAGUGUUGGCCUCACACUCGCCAACGACAACAACAUCACCGCCAAUGACACGGAUUUCGCGCACAUUAUCACCAGUAAUGGGACUCAGAGUCCGCACACGAAUGAGACGUCUUUCCAUUUGGGAGUACUUCUGGAGAGUGGGCUUAUAGUGAGACUAAUAGAUGUGGUGUAUCUCAUGUUUCACGAGCCGCUCUGCAUUUGGACACUCAUUAACUCUGCCUAUUGUUGUCUAAUACUAGUGGGGAAAGUGAUCCAAAAGCUAGUGUUUGGCGAACUCCGAGUCUCGGAACAGCAGCACAUGAAAGACCGCUUUUGGAACUUUGUUUUCUAUAAAUUCAUAUUCAUUUUUGGUGUAAUGAAUGUCCAAUACAUGGAUGAAGUGGUUCUGUGGUGCAGUUGGUUCUCCAUUCUUGGAUUUCUCUCGCUUUUGGCACAACUAUGUAGAGAUCGCUUUGAAUACCUGUCAUUCUCGCCAAUGACUCCCAAAUGGACACACUUUCGUCUGAUUGUCCUAUUGAUGGCUAUACUGACCACUUCUCUCUCGCUGUUUGUGGUCUGUGUUUUGGUGGGAAUACACGCCGGCAUUAAUACGUUCGCAUUCAUGACUGCCGAGUGCUCUUUAGUGGCCGUCCGGACCCUCUUUGUGAUCGUCCGCUAUUCCAUACACUUAUGGGAUCUUAAUUAUGAGGGCGUUUGGGAGAACAGGGCUUCGAUGGCCUACUAUACGGAACUGGUGUUCGAGUUGUCCACUCUGACCAUCGACUUCUGCCAUCACUUGCAUAUGUUGUUUUGGGGCAAUAUUAUCCUAUCGAUGGCAUCGCUGGUCAUUCUGAUGCAACUCCGAUACCUAUUCUACGAAAUCAAUCGACGGAUUCGUAAACACAAGAAUUACUUACAAGUGGUUCGACUCAUGGAAUCCAAUUUCCCGAUGGCUACUAAUGAAGAGUUAGAGAAAAACAGCGACGACUGCGCUAUUUGUUGGGAUCGCAUGGAAACGGCCCGAAAGUUGCCGUGCGGUCACCUCUUCCACAACUCGUGUCUGAGGUCGUGGUUAGAACAGGACACGAGUUGUCCCACUUGUCGCACAUCCCUUAAGAAUCGCAACGAAGACGAAGACGAGAGUCCCGAACGGAUCCCCAGUGAGAGGAAUGGUCGCGACACGGCUCGAGUGGUGGGCGCCGGCGGCCGAACCAAUCACUUCUUUCAUUUCGACGGUUCGCGUUACGCGAGUUGGUUGCCAACGGUGUCCGUUGAGGUGACGCGUCCGCACCUCAUAACCAUAGGCGUCGCCCAAACGCCUCAGGACUCCAACGAGCCUUCAAUAAGCGCUCGAAAUGCCGUACAAAGCGCUCAAAUCGAUGAUAUGAGUCGACAAGUGUUGGAGUUCUUCCCUCACAUACCCGUCAAUAUAAUCGCCGAUGACUUACGAAUUACACGAUCCGUCGAACUCACCAUUGAAAACAUAUUAGACGGAAGAGUCGCUAUUCCCGUCCAAAGCACUUCCAGAACUCAAUCAGAGUCUAUACCUUCUUCAUCAUCGUCUUCGACGACCACUUAUUCAACGUCUUCCUCGACUUCUAUGAACUCAAACCAAAACCAAUUAGUCUUUCCAAACAAUACGACAAGAGAUGAGACCGGAGAAGAACAGCAACGAAGUCAAAGCUCUGAACACGAGUCAAGUGAUGAUGAGCUGAGCUCUAGUGACUCGUCAAGAGGUGCCAAAGCAUUCAUUGGCCACCGAUUCUCGAAUGCUGACAAUCACUUCCCGAUACAGAAUCUGCCGUACGGUGUCUUCUCGACCAAAACUAAUACCAGUCCGAGACCUGGAGUGGCGAUCGGCGACUAUAUCCUCGAUUUGAGCCAAAUCUGUCAUUUAUUUGAUGGACCGAUAAUGAGUGCCAACGCCUCACGAGUUUUCAAUCGUUCAGAAUUGAAUGACUUCAUGGAAUUGGGAUACAAAGCAUGGGCUGAAACGAGAGCUAAACUGAAAUACUUGUUGGACAGCUCCACACCUGUAUUACGUGACGACCAACGGCUUCGGGAAAAGGCGUUUGUCUUGCAGUCGGAGGCGAACAUGCAUUUGCCGGUCCGUAUCGGCGAUUACACGGACUUCUACUCAUCUAUAGAGCACGCGUCUAAUGUCGGCACAAUGUUUCGCAGCGCCGACAACCCUCUCCUCCCCAACUGGAGGUAUCUUCCGGUCGCAUAUCACGGCCGCUCCUCAUCGGUAGUGGUGUCGGGCACUCCCAUCCGUCGGCCUAAUGGCCAGACCCGUCCCGACGACACUAAACCGCCUACAUUUGGGCCCUCAAAAGCCAUGGAUUUUGAAUUGGAAAUGGGAUUCCUUAUGGGCGGGCCGUCUAAUGCAUUGGGGGAACCGAUUCCUAUCGAUCGGACAGAGGAACGAGUGUUUGGUAUGGUUUUGCUGAAUGACUGGAGCGCCAGAGAUAUCCAAAGGUGGGAAUACGUGCCUUUGGGGCCAUUUUUGGCUAAAAAUUUGGGCACAACUAUUAGCCCAUGGAUUGUAACGAUGGAAGCGUUGGAACCGUUUAAAGUUGCGAAUACACCUCAGAAUCCAAAGCCUUUAAAUUACUUAUAUCAUUCAAAUCCUUACAAUUUCGACAUUUCUUUGAAUGUCUCGAUUAAACCCGAGGGACAGAAAGAGUCGACAACUGUUUGUCAAUCAAAUUACUCUCACAUGUAUUGGACAAUCAAACAACAGUUGGCUCAUCACUCCAUAACGGGUUGCAAUAUCAAUUCGGGUGACUUAUUGGGAACGGGAACCAUCAGCGGUCCCACUCCGGACUCAUUUGGAUCUUUACUAGAGUUGUCGUGGAAUAGGACUAAACCCAUAUCUCUUAGGGACGGAUCAAAGCGUACUUAUCUCGAAGACGGCGACGAAGUAAUAAUGUCUGGUUAUUGUCAGUCAAAGACACACAAAGUGGGGUUUGGCUCAUGUAUUGGAAAAUUACUUCCGGCCGUUAAUCUCUGAAUUUGAACCAAUUAUUUGACUGAUUUUUAAUAAAAACAAUUUUUUACUGAAUCAUAA